Messenger RNA from Cherax quadricarinatus, 1423 nucleotides. NCBI's taxonomy places the organism in Eukaryota, Metazoa, Arthropoda, Malacostraca, Decapoda, Parastacidae. The record is from RefSeq and is a predicted model, not a curated record.
GUCUGUGCUGCGGAGAGGGUCAUGGCGUCUGCCAGUGAGAAGUCUGAUAAUUUCACACCUAAUAACUUAGGUAUCAAGCACUGAUGGCAGUACAGGGAGGAGGAGGUGGAGAGGUUCAUGGUGGAGUGCAUGAUGACACAGGGGGUGUCCAGGGACAGAGCUACAACCCUCGCUCAAGUCCUCGUAGCUGCUGACGUCCGAGGUCACUACAGCCACGGCUUACAUCGUCUAGGUCACUACAUAAAUGAUGUGAAGAAUAACUUGUGUGAUGCUGGCACGACCCCCACUAUAGUGAAAGAGAGUGUGUCCACCGCUCUGGUGGACGGCAACAAUGGUCUUGGACCAGUUGUGGGCAAGUUCGCCAUGGACCUGGCUAUCAGGAAAGCUCAAACCACUGGUAUUGGCUGGGUCUGUGCUAAAGGCAGCAACCACUAUGGCAUAGCUGGCUGGUACACCAUGAGAGCGGCCAAACAGGGACUAGUGGGAGUGAGCUUCACCAACACUCAUCCCGUGGUUGUUCCUACACGCGGCAAGCAGGGAGCCCUAGGAACCAACCCAAUAUCCGUAGCAGCACCUGCUGAAGGCGACGAUAGUUUUGUACUCGAUAUGUCAACCAGUGUCGUUGCAUAUGGUAAGGUGGAGGUUGCACAUACGAAGAACGAAGCCAUCCCAGAAGGCUGGGCUGUCGACAAACACGGCUGCAUGACGACCAGCUCAGCAGAGUGCUUAGACGGAGGCUUCAUCAUGCCUCUGGGCGGACCGGAGUUGCACUCUGGCUACAAGGGCUUUGGCCUUUCCAUGAUGGUCGAAAUAUUCUGCGGAAUUAUGUCAGGAUCCUCUUACGGUCCUAAUUUAAACAGCCUUCUUAGGAAAGAUCAGCCUGCAGACCUGAGCCAUUGUUUCGUAGCUGUCAACCCAGCCUUCUUUGCCCCGGGCUUCGAAGAGCGCCUGGGUGACUUGAUGAGUCACUGUCGCAACAUGGAACCGAUCGACACAAACAAACCAGUGCUGGUGGCCGGUGAUCCAGAGCGAGCCAGAACCGACCAGGUGAAGAAAGACGGUGGUAUCACAUAUCACAUCAAUCAAGUCAAAGAAGCUUGGCAGUUGGCUGAGUAUCUAGGUGUGUCUCCGAUGCAGUGGAUAUAAUCUCUGUUGUACAUGAUAUAAGACACGUGCAACACCUGGACAUCUUUAUUAUGAAGAUGGUUCACCAAUAAGUGUAUUUUUCAAUUCAGUACAAUGCUUAUAUAUCGGAGACAGAAGACGUGGUGAUCAGUCCAUCAGACUUGACAGAACGUGUUCAGUUCAAGAGUUUGAUCAAUCUGAAGUUGUAAACAGACAGCAGUAAGAUGCCACGAACACUUGGGAUAUGCUCACUGAUGUUUAAGAAAAUGAUUAAUAAAAUAAAUAUUGAAGGAGAUAA